AUGGGUAAGGGUUCAUCCAAUGCCUACGACGUGCAUACCAAUCCAUCGGGAAUCGUGUCUCUAGGGGUGGCAGAAAACAGAUUGAUGCACGACGAAAUAGCCUCGCACAUCAACUCUCACUUGUCCAUCACCAAGAGGUCUCUCACAUAUGGCGACGGUUCCGUUGGCUCAGACCGAUUACGCCAAAGCAUCGCCGACUUCAUGAAUAACACAGCUUUCCGCCCAAGAAGACCCCUUGAACUGAAGCAAGUCACAGUCCUCGCAGGUGUAUCCUCAGUAAUUGACUGCCUUGCUUUCUGCCUCUGCGAAUUUGGCGAGGGAAUCUUACUCGGCCGUCCGACGUACGUGGGAUUCAUUAGUGAUCUUGUCAAUCGUGCCGGCGUGAAGCCUGUUCUCGUCGAUUUCGAGUGUCAGCCAAAGCCAACUCACCCUACGUCACUAGAGGCUGUAAAGUGCUACGAGGAGGCCUUGGUACAGUCCAUUCAAAACGGGACGCCUGACUUCUGCUCUAAUGGGAUCAGACUUGGUGCCUUUGUAUCUCAGGCAAAUCCCGACUUGCAUGCUGCCAUACGUGCGGUAUCGAAAUUCGCUUGGCCAUCAUCCUUGGCCGACGCAGCUUGGUGUGGCAUUUUGAACGAUGCAGACUUUCUAAGUACCUAUUUUGAUACACUCACUCAAAGAUUAUCCGCCGCUUAUGAGCAUUGCAUUGCGCUCUUGAAGCAGCACGACAUACCAUAUGUGCCGGCGCACGCUGGGCCGUUUAUCUGGGUCGACUUAUCGAAACAUCUCUCUUCUCCUACAGUAGAGGCCGAGCGAGAUUUGGCGUGGAGAAUGAUUGACAACAAGGUUUGGAUAGCUACUGGAGAGGCAUAUCGCUCAGAACGACCGGGGUGGUUCCGGAUCACUUUUGCUGUUGACGAGGCAGAGCUUGAGCUGGGGAUUCAGCGGUGA
Messenger RNA from Trichoderma aggressivum f. europaeum, 951 nucleotides. RefSeq lists its product as uncharacterized. Bases 1 to 951 code for a protein of 316 amino acids. Gene Ontology annotation, biological process: amino acid metabolic process; biosynthetic process. The transcript is spliced from 5 exons. Gene Ontology annotation, molecular function: pyridoxal phosphate binding; transaminase activity. Lineage: Eukaryota; Fungi; Ascomycota; Sordariomycetes; Hypocreales; Hypocreaceae. The record is from RefSeq and is a predicted model, not a curated record.